AUGCGACGGUACAUUUCGAAGGGUGUUGUAGUCUCCUUGACCUCCUUUUUUGCAGUUCAGAAAGGAGACAAUGAUAUCAGGAUGGUUUAUGAUGGCACAAAAAGCGGUUUGAAUGAUGCCAUGUGGGUGCCACGGUUUGGUUUACCAACAAUUGAGACUCAUCUAGGAUCUAUCGAAGAGGGCACAUUCAUGGCAGAUGUUGACGUGGAAGAGUGCUUCCUAAACUUUCCACUACAUCAAUCCUUGCAAAAAUUGGCAGGAGUGGACUUCACCAAAUAUUUCCCGGACCCAAGUCAAUCCACAGUUUGGGAAUGUUGGCAUCGUGCCUUGAUGGGAGUGAAAAGCUCCCCCUAUCAAGCGGUGCAAGGCAUGACAGUUUCGGAUGAGGUAAUUUGUGGGCAACCAGAGGACUCCCAUAAUGUCUUCCGGUGGAGCAGAGUGCGUUUGAACUGUCCAGGCGACAAGGACUAUGAUCCCUCAAAACCUUGGGUUUCCAAAAUCAGAAGUGAUGGCAAGAUUGCAGCAGAUCUGAGUGGAUAUGUGGAUGACUUGCACCCAUCCGGUUCAAGUCAGGUGGAGGCUUGGCACACGUCACGUCAAGCGGCCAGUACCCUGAAUCAUCUCGGAAUCCAAGAUGCCGCAUGCAAACUGUUAGAAAUAAGCGAUCCCCUGCCGCCUGCAAUCUACCUGUUCAAUUGA
Cylindrotheca closterium is the source of this 699-nucleotide messenger RNA. The record is from the annotation of a GenBank genome assembly. Lineage: Eukaryota; Bacillariophyta; Bacillariophyceae; Bacillariales; Bacillariaceae.